UUUAAGUUUUGUGUUUCAAAUAACAUACCCGGCACAUGCGAUUACAAUGUUCACAUGAACCAACAAGUCAUGAGACAUCCUAUAUUAAUAUGAUCCUUGAAAAUUUUAUUUCAUGGACUAUUUUUUUUUACAAAACAUGGUGGGGGGAUGGUUUGAAAACAAGAAUUCAAUGCUUAUAAGAAAUUCAUUGACUUCUAUUCGUUUGAAGGAGUGGAUGUGAAUAUGUCGGACAAUGCGGGUUGGACUGCCCUCCAUGAAGCAGCCAACCAUGGACAUGUACAGUGUGUGAGGGAACUGCUCACAUUCCCCAACACCAUACAGGGGGCCUUCAACAGAGGUACCUUAAAGAAAUUGGACCUUUUGGCAUGUAACACGGAAGGAAUCACACCUCUCCAUGAUGCUGUCCUAAAUAACCGUGUUGAAUGUUGUCACCUCCUGCUCAAACACGGUGGACCCCGCCUACUGGAGGCCCGCACAUGUCUCAAUUACACGCCCUUGGAUUUAGCUGAGUCUCAAGAAAUGGUUGACCUGUUGUCUUCCUUUGUCACUACAAGGCGGCACCUAUCUGAGAGUCAGGGGUCAUUUUCACCAUCACAGGGGUCCAGCCAGUCUUCAGAGGAGAGUCUGGGUGAGUGUCCGGCAGAUGACCACUAUGACCAGCUAUUGCAUGUAGACGGACACAGACUAUAUACUGACACUGACCAGCUCCACAUCUACAUCCAUCUUAUGUUCACACUUACUUACAAGUACAUGCUCACAGACCCCACCCUUAAAAACAUACUGCAAGCCAAUCGGAGCUUUGAGUCUAAAUCCAUGUGUCAGAAAUGUGCUUCAUUAGCUACCAAGGAUGAAUUGAGCAUUCAGAAUGAGUUUACAUCUGGAACUGUUACAUGUAACCAGUCAGAUGUCACAGAUUCUAAACUGACUGGUUUAAAAAAUAGUUCCAAAACCAUUCAGUGUUCUGAGUGCCAGAGGAAGCAUUUGAAAUUGGUAUUGAAACAAACUGGUUACCAUGAAAUGUGUUCAGGGGAGACUAAUAGAUGCGUGAGAAGGGAAGUUGGUGUAGUGUUAAAUAUUGACAGAUACAUUGAGUCCUUUGAGAAGCAUUUAUUGAAAAUAUGUAAACCAGGUUCAGAAGAUUCAAUAAAGGAGAAGUUAAAGUUGUUCGCUGUGAUAUGAGAAUAUAUCUGUACAUUUUUUCUUGUUGAUUGUUACUGUUAAGAUGUUUAUGAAAUGUGUGCAAUCAUGUGAUUGGCUUUCACAGUUUAUUACAAGUGGUACAUUGUAGUUCCAUUUUAGAAUGUCCUAUAUAAAUCUAAUAUCAAUUCUCCUUCAAGAUUUUCCUGUACUUUCUUCAUAUUUUUUUUAUCAUAAUCUGUAUACUGCUAUGCUACUGGCUAUGACAAAGUACGGUUAAGGUGCCCCAGCUGUUACUUAAGCCAAUAAUAAUAAUAGCUAACUAAAACUUCUCAAAGAUUUAUAAGUUGUAAGUAAAAUUACGGGGACUUUUAUGGAACCCUUUUAUAUGUCCCUCAUCUCAUUCACAAACUUUAUACACAACAACAGAGUUGAAGGUAAAACAUUUAUUAUUAUUAUAUUUAUUUAACAACAACAAAUCCAAUAUUCAAAUACUGAUCUUGACAUUCGAAUACCAAAGAUUUGAUCGAAUAUUCGUUUAUAUCCCUAGUUAAUACACAGCAGAGCCUAGCAGUUGUGUGAUAAUUGGCCCGAGUGGCCCGAGAUGUAGUCUAGGGACAUUAUGCGCACGAGGGACAAUUAUUACGCUGCAGUCCGAAUCUGCCAUGUUUUAACCUCUUUAAUACAGGUGUUUCUUCUUUCUUAGUCUACUAUAUCUUUAUACCAGUUUCCCUCCGCUCAUGCUGUAUUCCUAUCACCUGCUUUUAUGAAGACGAGUAAACAUAUUUUGGGGUAAUAAUGAGACACUUGAGCCAAAUAUAAUGCAACAGCCAAACAUGUAUUACUAUAUAAAUGUUAUAUGUAAGCUGUAUAUGCUGUAAGUGUCUUCAUAGCUAACAUAAACUUGUAUAUUUGCCUUCAGCAAUUGGUCAAUGCUUUAUACAUGUAAUUAUGCUCGAGUGACAAAGCAGUUGUAUAACAUAACAUUUUUUUAAAGGCAUGUAUUUGCUGAUAUUGCCAAUAAAAUGAAACUGUAAAGAGGUAAAUGUUUUAAAUACAGUAUGCAUGUAUUGCCAAAAAUUAUAUCAUUGUUACUUUAGUUUCUCUGGCAUUGUUGCUUUCGUUUUUUAAACCCUGCUUAUGUGUUGUUGUUUUUUCGUUUUUAAAGCCAGAAAAAAUUGUUUUCAAUGAAAUGCUGAUUUGAAACACUGAUUAUGGAUUAUUCUUUUCAUUUAGGUUCCUUGAAAACUUGACAACAUUUGUCCUUAUUUAGUAAAAUAUAUGUUCACAGUAUACUUCACCAUAUUGGAAAUGCUUGAACUACUUUAUUUGACCAAAAAACCCUCCCCGUUCUCUCUCUUCACUUUUUAUUGUGAACCUACAGCUGAAAUUGCCUUGUUCCAUUAUUGAUUCAGUUUUGGGAUAAUGAUGGCAAUCAGUUCUAAUAUAUUUGGUUCAAGUAUUGUUAAUCAUAAUUAUUACCAUCAAUUUAUAGGUAAGUUAUCAUGUUGUGACAAAACUACAUCUGUUUAUGAAUACAUCGGGCUUUUUAGUCCACAGUUGUCUUGGAUAUAACCUAAAUAUAUGUCGGCAACUCUAGCUCAUUUCAUGUUGAAUUUGAGAAUUUUGCCAUUAAACAUUAUCAAAAAACCUGGUUAUAUUCCAACAGGAGAAUAGUUUAACAUAUUUGACACUAUGAUUAAACCUAUAUGAUGUAACAGGUCCCAGAUAUGGGGGUUAUGAUUUCUGCCCCUACCGUUGAAUACCGGUAUAUACAAAAAAAUAAAAUUGCAUAAACAAUUUUUGUAUAGACAUGUAUGAUUCUUGAGAGUCUGGAAGACUGGCAUUCCUUGUACCUUAUUUUUAUAAUUGCAUGAGAUAUUUUGGUAAAUUGUUACAACUGCCCAAUACCAGGUAUCCUAAGUAGUGAUAAUUAAUACUUCACUUAGACAAAAGUUUGACAAAAUUGUUGGGUUACAAAUGUUAAGAAUUUACUAUUUUCGUAUGGCAUUAUAUAUAUACAGGAACUGACUGGAGUUGCCAUUUAAUCCAAAUUUUAUUAAAUGAAUCCAAGAAAUUUGUUAGUAAGUGAGCCUUAAGUCUUUUUUACACAUGUGUAAGAUAAACAUUUUCAUAAUGCGUAUAUUACAUGGAAAAAAAAAGGUUAAGCAUGUUUGAAUGGAUAUUUCAAGACAGUUAUGAUGAAAAUAUAUAUCAUAAUAUUUUUAAACAGUACUUAUUGAUUGUUUUAAUCAGAUUUUGUACAAAUCUAUAAACGUUUCAAGUUGAUGUUUUUCAUUAUUAAUAUUUUUUAAGACAUUGUUAAAUUUUGAGCUUUAUAAUCUAUUAGAAAUGCCCUUUAAACAUAAGAGAGAAUUCUGGUAAUGUUGAUGUUCAAAAAAUAAAAUUUAAUAAUUAUACCCGGUAAUAUCUUUAUUUUAAGAAGGUAACACAUAAUGACAUAAUUACAGUGUGAACGAUAAAACCUAAUAUUUUCAAUAUAGCCCUCUAAAUAAUAAAAAAAAGAAAGAUUUGAAAUGAAUUAAAAAACAUUUCACACAUGAACUCGAUCAUUCGAAUGAUAAAACAGCUGUGAUUGGCACACAUAUGUUGGUAAUAGUUUCUGUUAUAGUUUAUUAUUUAAAAUAUUACCACAAGGGUCAAUCCUGUGUGUGUUUGUGUAUUGUCAAGAUAAUGAAAAUAAUUCCAUUUUAGACUGUGAAUACCAAGCAUUUUUUGAUCAGUAAAAAUAGUGAUGUAUGUACACAAUACUUUUUUAAUUGGAAAUGUAAUGACCAUCUAUAUUCUUUCGAAAUGAAACCAUUCAGAAACAUUAAACUGAUUAAUUUCUAAUGUAUAAAUUAUAAAAGUUUAAGAGAAAUAGUUUUGUUUAAUAGAUCCAUGUUCAGGAUUAAUAUGUUUUUUAUUGAACCAUUGGCCUGACACAACUUUUCAUGUUGUAUGCUUUGGUCUUUUAUACCAAUUAAGGAAUUGACUUGACUUUGCAAAUGGGUGUGAAGCCUUCAUUAUACCUAGCCAACAUAUUUGGAAUGUAGUACUUAGCCACUGCAUACUGAUACUAAUAAAUAUUAU
This is a messenger RNA of Mya arenaria, 4230 nucleotides long. RefSeq lists its product as uncharacterized. NCBI's taxonomy places the organism in Eukaryota, Metazoa, Mollusca, Bivalvia, Myida, Myidae. The transcript has 3 exons. Gene Ontology annotation, molecular function: protein binding. Gene Ontology annotation, biological process: positive regulation of double-strand break repair. Bases 223 to 1179 code for a protein of 318 amino acids. The record is from RefSeq and is a predicted model, not a curated record.